Messenger RNA from Penicillium alfredii, 1938 nucleotides. Its product is annotated as transmembrane 9 family protein. Gene Ontology annotation, biological process: vacuolar transport; protein localization to membrane. Gene Ontology annotation, cellular component: fungal-type vacuole membrane; endosome. The transcript has 4 exons. The coding region runs from base 1 to 1938 and encodes 645 amino acids. The record is from RefSeq and is a predicted model, not a curated record. Lineage: Eukaryota; Fungi; Ascomycota; Eurotiomycetes; Eurotiales; Aspergillaceae.
AUGCGGUACAUUAAUCCAUCCGCUCUCCUCGCCUCGGUCUUCCUUGCUAUUCCCUCUCUAUCGGCCGCCUUCUAUUUACCCGGUGUCGCGCCAACCUCGUAUGAUGAGGGCCAGCCCGUCCCGCUAUAUGUCAACCAUUUGACACCCGGCCUGUCGCGCGAUGACCAGCUUCAUUCCGUGUUCGCAUAUGACUACUACCAUCCCGCAUUCCAUUUCUGUGAGCCCAAAGAUGGAGCUAAGGAUGUUCGGGAAUCUUUGGGCAGUAUCCUGUUUGGGGACCGGAUUCGUACCUCGCCCUUCGAGCUGAAUAUGGCCAAAAACGAGACCUGUAAAUCGACCUGUUCCGCAGUCACCUUCGAUGCCCGGAGCGCCAAAUUCACCAACCGACGGAUAGCCCAAGGAUACAAUAUCAACUGGCUCGUGGAUGGACUGCCAGCCGCGCAGCUGAACUUUGACCGCGUCACCAACACCAAUUUUUACAACCCGGGAUUCUACUUGGGUGACUUGGACGAGAGCGGCCAGCCAUUUUUGAACAACCAUUUUGACAUCGUAAUCGAUUACCACCGCGUGAGCGCUAGCGGCCAAUAUCGGGUGGUGGGAGUGCUUGUCCAGCCGGAAUCCCGUGCUGAUUCACGCGCCGUGGGGGACGCGCCACCCGAUUGCGGCACCCCGGGUAAUGCCUUGAAGCUGACCGAAGACGGGGACACUGCGGUGAGCUGGACGUACAGUGUGUAUUGGAGGGAAUCCAACACGGCAUGGGCCACACGAUGGGACAAAUACCUGCAUGUCUAUGACCCGAAGAUUCACUGGUUCUCCCUCAUCAACUCGGCGGUCUUCGUGGUCUUCCUCGUGGGCAUGGUCAGCGUGAUCCUCGUCCGCGCCUUGAGAAAGGACAUUGCCCGUUACAAUCGACUGGAUUCGAUGAAUUUGGAAGAUCUCGACGGCACCUCGGCUGCGGUCGAGGAUGGUAUCCAGGAAGAUUCGGGGUGGAAGUUGGUCCAUGGGGAUGUCUUCCGGUGCCCCAAGUCGCCGAUGCUGCUCAGUGUGAUGGUGGGCAAUGGGGCCCAGCUGUUCAUGAUGACUGGCGUGACAGUUGCCUUCUCCCUUCUUGGUCUCCUCUCGCCCGCCAACCGUGGAUUCUUGGCCACCGCAAUCCUUUUGAUCUCGGCCCUGUUCGGAUGCGUUGGUGGCUAUGUUUCAGCGCGAGUGUACAAGGCGUUCGGGGGCGAGGCCUGGAAACGCAACAUUAUCAUGACUCCCCUGUUAAUCCCGGGCUUCAUCUUCGGCGUUUUCUUCCUACUCAACCUGUUUGUCUGGGCCAAGGGCUCGAGUGGUGCCGUACCAUUCGGCACAAUGGUCUCCCUGAUCCUGAUCUGGUUUGUUAUCAGCAUGCCGUUGAGUGUGGGUGGUAGUUGGAUCGGGUUCAAACAAUCGGCUCUCGAGGGUCCGACCAAGACCAACCAAAUUCCUCGCCAGGUGCCACCCAUGUCCGGGAGUCUGCGGACCAUUCCGUCGAUUCUCCUGACUGGCAUCCUGCCCUUUGGCGCCAUCUUCGUGGAAUUGUACUUCAUCAUGACCUCGUUGUGGACCAGCAAGAUUUACUAUAUGUUUGGGUUCCUCUUCUUGUGCUACGGGCUGAUGAUCAUCACCUCGGCCGCUACGACUGUUCUGCUGGUCUACUUCUUGCUGUGUGCCGAGAACUACCGGUGGCACUGGCGUGCAUUUACUGGUGCCGGGAUGACCGGCGGCUACGUGUUCUUGAACGCGCUGAUUUUCUGGGCCACGCGCGUGAGCUUCGGCGGGUUGACGGGAACCGUACUUUACGUGGGCUACUCAGCUCUGAUUGCCUUUGUGGUGUUCAUCUUGACCGGCUCCAUUGGCUUCUUCGCCAGCUGGGCGUUUAUCCAUCGCAUCUAUGGGUCUAUCAAGAUCGAUUAA